Messenger RNA from Physcomitrium patens, 2676 nucleotides. RefSeq names its product phospholipase A(1) LCAT3. NCBI's taxonomy places the organism in Eukaryota, Viridiplantae, Streptophyta, Bryopsida, Funariales, Funariaceae. Gene Ontology annotation, biological process: lipid metabolic process. The record is from RefSeq and is a predicted model, not a curated record.
UUACUUCCUGAGGAAGACACUGUUGUGGGUUGGUUUAGAGCUUGAGUGCAAUGCCUUCCACGUGCCCGUCCUGCGCCAACUGCAGCCGUGAUGAUUCUUUACUUUACCCAGGAGGGAUACAGACCGAGCAAGUGAUGCCGCUCGUCAUUUCUCUUUUUUGGCAACACCUGCGCGAUCAUCCCACGAGAAACCAGCUUCCUGGUUGAGAGCGAGUUUCCGUCGAGUUUGAGAGUGACCGAGAAUGGGUCAGACCCUAUCUUGUGAUGAACUGAAGGGGUCGUGGCGGUGACAACAGGGUCGCACUUCGAUUAUGGAGACUUGGUGCUCUUCACCUGACUGGAGAGCUUGCGCGUGGCCAGAAGCCCUUCUCUAGACGAAAUUCGGAGUUCGAUCACCGAAUUGAAGGAUCACUGGAGUUGGAUUAGAACAUUUCAUUUUAAGCGGUGGAUUCGAGAAAAAAUUUAGUGCACUGACGUCGAUGGUUGUGAAUGCUUUGGAGAAAUUAAAAUAUUUUGUUUAGUGAUUCGCACAGCUUCACCAAGGAUUUAUCACACUCUCUCUCUCUCUCUGUCGCGCGCGCGAUUGAAUACAGCCCUUUGCUUGCGCGGUGACGGAUUGUUCAAUGUUUUGUCCUCGAUGGUGAUAAGACCUUGACGAUACAGAAUUGCCGCGGUUGGACCAAAUACAGUCAAUGUGACCGAGGUCCAGAUUGUUGUAGAUUUCUGAGUAUGCGAAUAAACGUCCACAACUUCCCCAACAAGGUUGGAGGGUGGUGGCCAUGGCCAUGGCCUGGAGGAGACGACGACGACGACGACGGUCAGGCGGAUGUGGCUGACCUAAACCCGGUGCUGCUAGUGCCUGGAAUUGGAGGCUCCAUCCUGAAUGCCGUGAACGAGAAGGGUCGCGUGGAGCGUAUCUGGGUGCGGCUCUUCGCCGCAGACCAUGAGUUUCGGGCCAAGCUUUUCUCACUCUAUGAUCCUCUCACGGGAAAGACCAAUUCUCUGGAUCCCAACACUACCAUUGAGGUUCCCGAUGAUCGUUACGGGCUUUAUAGCUGCGAUAUCCUCGACCCGGCUGUGAUAUUCCGGAUGGACGAUGUCUACUACUUCCAUGAUCUGAUCAAGCAACUUACAGACUGGGGCUACCAGGAAGGCACCACGUUAUUCGGCUUCGGCUACGACUUCCGGCAAAGCAACAGGUUGGCGGAGCACAUGGAUAAAUUUAAAGCGAAGUUGGAGAGUAUGCACAAAGCAUCUGGGGGCAAGAAAGCUGACAUCAUCUCUCACUCCAUGGGCGGUGUCUUUGUCAAAUGCUUUCUGGCUCUUCACCACGAUUUCUUUGAGCAGCAUGUAAAUAGCUGGAUUGCAAUCGCGGCCCCCUUUCAAGGUGCUCCCGGAUUCAUUAUGGAUUGCCUGCUCACCGGCGUGGAGUUCGUCAAGGGUUGGCAGCGGCAGCUCUUUGUGGCUAAAUGGAGUAUGCAUCAACUGUUAAUAGAGUGCCCUUCGGUGUACGAAAUGAUGGCUUCUGAAGACUUCCCAUGGGCUGAACCCCCUGAGCUACGCUUGUGGCGGAAACAAAGUAGUGGUGAGGAUAGAGAAAAUACUAAAACUGAAUCAGUUUUGGAACGAUACGGACCGAAAGUUUAUCUCGAAGUAAUGAGUGCCGCACUCCGAGGAAACACGAUGAAUUUCAACGGAGAAAUCAUUCCCACACCCAUGAACACGGAAAUCCUCAAGUGGGCGGAGAAAACCAGGCGCAUUCUCGAAAUUUCUGAGAUGCCUGCCAGCUGCAAGUUUUACAAUAUCGUGGGGACCUCGAAUGACACUCCUUUCCACACCUGCUACGGCACCAAGGAGAAUCCAAUUGAGCAGCUCACCGACAUCCUUGAAUUGGAGGCUAAUUUCUCCUUCGUGGAUGGGGAUGGGACCGUUCCUCUUGAGUCAUCCAUGGGCGAUGAAUUGAAUGCUGCCAUGAGAAUCGGCAUACCCGGGGAUCAUCGUGGCAUCCUGAAGGACGAACGCCUCUUUCGGAUUUUGAAACACUUUCUGAAAGUGGGUGAGCCAGACCCUUUCUAUGAUCCAAUGUGGGAUUUCGUUUUUAUUCCAAGGCCCAGCUUGAAGCACGAGCUCGACCAUGGCGUUAACCAAAGCAGCGCCGUGGAUGUUGGUUUCGAGACCUGGAAGCUGAUUGUCUGUGAAGAAAGUGUGGAGACUGUCCAGCAAGUCAUCGAGACGGACGAACAUUGCGUGAUCUCGACCACUACGUCAGGUUCCAGAUUGUUGGACAAAGACUCAGUAGAGCCGGUAGUGGCACGCAAUCGGACAUCUUGGUUUUGGAGACGACACAUAUGAUGUACUGUCUAUUGUGAAUGACCAUCGAUGCAUUUUGGACAUUCAUUUGUAUUUACUUUCUCCUGUCCCAUUGCCGGUGACAUGCAAAUAUAUCGGCUAAAUUGUGGACAAGAUUCAAAUAUUUAAGACUGUCAUUAUUGACGAUUAUCGGAUAGGCUCAAUCUGCCAAGCCACUAUUGACUGUUCAGAUUCAUUUACUGUAUAGAAGUUAGCUGAACUCCGGUGGGCUACGCGAACACUUUGUUCGCCAUAUGGAGUACAAUGUAUCAUAUACUUCUGUAUUAUGGUGUGACCCAAAUUUGGCCAUCUGUUGUUUCCAUCGCAA